Messenger RNA from Pleuronectes platessa (European plaice), 7795 nucleotides. RefSeq names its product ring finger and CCCH-type domains 2 (gene rc3h2). The transcript has 20 exons. Bases 677 to 4144 code for a protein of 1155 amino acids. The record is from RefSeq and is a predicted model, not a curated record. NCBI's taxonomy places the organism in Eukaryota, Metazoa, Chordata, Actinopteri, Pleuronectiformes, Pleuronectidae. Gene Ontology annotation, molecular function: metal ion binding.
CAGCCCACGCCUCGAAAAGCGGCUUGUUCCGGCUAGCCCCUUUACAUCUUUUUUAUCCCUGCUCUCAACAUUAAAAUAGUGCCGCUCCUCUGACGCUCAAGGAUUUAAUCGUAUUAUUGCCAUUAAAUAAAUUUAAAAAAAAGGUGGAGGAUUGAGGAAGUAUUUUUUGCAGGAUGCGUAAACGCGCACCAGCAGCGGAGGAUCUCCGGCUGUGCAGCCAUGCGCUGAGGCUGAGGCUGAGGCGCAGUUCAGGCACCAUCACCGGCGGAGCGAUACCAGCAUCUCCUCUCUGCUCCGGUUCGUCAACGCGAGGGUGUGUGGCUGCUCACUGUACCUGAGCGCGUCCGUCACGUAGCACAGGGGCGCAGAGGACCAGAGCCGGACCGAGCGGUGCUCUGUGCGUAAUUCUGCGAAAUGCAUCAAACGUCGAGGAUGAUGCCCGCGCGCCCGCUGCUGCUGCUGCGGAUGUUUAGCAUCUGAUGAAGAUUUUUUUCCUUUUUGCCGCUUGUUCUUAUUUUGAUGCGCUCCCGUGGAUGAUGAAUAUGUUUAUUCUGGUGCUCUAGUGUAGUGCGUGAGUGGCCUGUGGCCGUCAGCGAGCAGGAGCUGUUGUCGGGGCUCAGUUGAAAUGUGUUGCCCCUGAGCUCGACGGCGCCUCCCCCGGUGGUGUGGUGACAGGAUGCCGGUGCAGGCAGCCCAGUGGACAGAGUUCCUGUCCUGUCCCAUCUGCUACAAUGAGUUCGACAGCAGCGGCCACCAGCCCAUCAGCCUGGGCUGCUCCCACACGGUGUGCAAGACCUGCCUGCACAAACUGCACCGCAAAGCCUGCCCAUUCGACCAGACGCCAAUCAGCACCGACAUUGACCUGCUGCCGGUCAACUGUGCCCUGCUGCAGCUGGUCGGAGCUCAGAUCCCUGAUAUGCAGCCGGUGAGCCUGAGCAGCGCAGCAGAGGUGGAGAACUAUGAGGUCUGCAGGGUGUGUGUAGAAGAGCUGGCUCUCUACCUGAAACCUAUCAGCGGAGCAAAAGGUGUCGCGACCCUGAGUCCGAGUGUGCUCAGUCGGCCCAUGCAGAGGAAGCUGGUGACCCUGGUGAACUGCCAGCUGGUGGAGGAGGAGGGCCGUGUGCGGGCGGUGCGGGCAGGCCGGUCGCUGGGGGAGCGAACCGUGACCGAGCUCAUCCUGCAGCACCAGAACCCCCAGCAGCUCUCUGCCAACCUCUGGGCGGCGGUGCGGGCGCGGGGAUGUCAGUUCCUGGGACCUGCGAUGCAAGAAGAUGCACUGAAGCUGGUUUUACUGGCUCUGGAGGACGGCUCAGCUCUGUCCAGGAAGGUGCUGGUUUUGUUUGUCGUCCAGAAGCUCGAGGCUCGGUUCCCCCAGGCCUCCAAAACCAGCAUAGGCCACGUGGUGCAGCUGCUCUACAGGGCCUCGUGCUUCAAGGUGACUAAGCGUGAUGAGGACUCUUCACUGAUGCAGCUGAAGGAGGAGUUUCGCACAUACGAGGCCCUCAGGCGGGAGCACGAUGCCCAGAUCGUCCACAUCGCCAUGGAGGCGGGCCUGCGGAUCUCACCGGAGCAGUGGUCGUCUCUGCUGUACGGAGACCUGGUCCACAAGUCUCACAUGCAGUCCAUCAUUGACAAGCUGCAGUCUCCAGAGUCGUUUGCAAAGAGCGUCCAGGAGCUGACGAUCGUCCUGCAGAGGACAGGAGACCCGGCCAACCUCACGAGCCUUAGACAGCACCUCGAGCUGCUGGCCGACAUAGACCACAAUCCAGACGCCCCAGCACCAUCAUGGGAGGAGCUGGAAAGCGUGAUGUUGGCUGUGAAGUUGGUGGUUCACGGACUGGUGGAAUUCAUACAGAACUUCAGCAAGAAGAGCCACGACACGCCGCAGCCUCAAGCCAACAGCAAGUAUAAGACCAGCAUGUGCCGGGACCUCCGUCAGCAGGGCGGCUGUCCCCGAGGAACCAACUGUACAUUUGCGCACACACAGGACGAACUGGAGAAAUUUAGACUGAGGAACAAGAAGAGCAACAGCGUGGGCCGUGCAUUUCCGUUGUCGCCGGGGGUUAUGGGUAAAACCUUCACGAUGGAGGGCAGCCUCCACGAGGACGUGUCGGCGGCAGUGGUAGAGGGGCUCAAAGGCACAGGGGACAAUGCAACUACCCUGACAGACGGUGUUCCCGGCCUGACUAACUCGCAGUUUAUCACUAGAGGGGCUGACAUUAUCGAGGAAAUGAAGAGGGUGGUGCCAAAUGGAACCAGUGGGGCGAACGGGUGCAACGGGCUGCCUGGUACCAACAGAACCACGUCGGGUGCAACCGAACAGAAGUCCAUCUCUCCUCCCAGGACUCCAGUCGGCCACUCAGCAUCAUCUCCCCUGACCCCGGUCCCGCGGUGUGACGGCGGCGCUCCGAUACCCAAACACGGUCAGUUCAUGCUGCGUGCGCCACAUCCUUCCCAGGCCACAGAGCUGUACUACCAGGAGCCCCACUCUGCUUAUGACGCGGCCCAUUAUCAACAAAACUCAGGUUCUUACUACCCAUCUACUCUUCAUCAUCCUCACAAACCCUGCAUGGCUCGCUUCCUCAGGUCGUCCAAUGUCCCAGAAUCCCCUCUGCCGCCCUCCAUGGGACCUCCACCGACUUCCUACCACAGUGACUCUCAAACGCCUCACCCACCCUCCUCCUCUUCCUCGGGGUACCCACCACACCCCCCCAGAGAUCGGAUGGGUCCCACCUUCCAUCCCCACCCGGGGCAGCCCCAGUACGGGCCUCUGGCUCCUGCUCAUGGGGUAUAUGCUCCGCUCUAUGACAGCAGACGAGUGUGGAGGCCUCAGCUGUACCACCGAGAGGACGCCAGGAGUAACUCGCUGCCUCCAGAGGUGCUGCAUUCCUCCGUCUACCAGCCUCCACUCAGGGAGAGAUUCAACUCAUUGGACAGCAACUACUGCUCUGGAGGGGACCACCGCACAGGGCUACACAGGGAUUACAGUCGUGUUCCUCUGGGCUACGAGGAUCUGUUCAGGAGGAAGCAGGAACAGUGGGCGCACCAUCACCACCAUCACAACACCAACAGACCCUCCCAGUCCUCCCCCAUCUUCACCAUCGACUUUGGAACUGAGCAUUUGGAGAGCAGCGGAGGCCAGUGCGCCGGGUGCCGGUUCAGAGGCGAGGAAAGCUUAGCCCACUACUCCCCAUGGUCCUGUGGCACCAUCGGCCCCUGCCUCAGUCCCUUUGAGCCUGAGACACUGACGCACAGCUCAGCUCACUCCUGCUCGGAGCACCCGGAGUUGGAGGCUAACGGAGGCAGAGGCAGCGGUGGUGGUGGUGGUGGUGGCGGCGGCAGCAGCAGUAGUGUCGGGAAGCGGUGGCUUCAUUCGUUGGAUCACUACCGGCGCUUAAAAGAUGAGGACCCCAUCAUUCCCUUCAGUGAGGGGCCCAUCAUCUCCAAGUGGGGGGCCAUAUCCAGGGCGUCACGCACGGGCUUCCACACCACCGACCCGGUUCAAGCCACGGCCUGCCAGAGAAGCUCCAGCACCACACCCAUCAACUUUAAAGAUUAUAACCAACACAUGGAUCACAGUGACUACAGGUGGGGCUCCAGAGGAUCAGAUUCUUCCAGCCACUCCAGUUUCCUCGAAAGCGAGCAGCUUUGUGCAUCGGAGCUUCACGGCCGGCGGACGUCCAUUAGCAGUGGAGAGAGAAUCGUGACCUGUACUCUGCAGGCGCAUCACGCCGUCUACAGCCAGGACCGGGAGCGAGCCGAGAGCGAGCCGGACCCGGGCCGAGACAUCGAGCUGGAGCUGUGCGCUCUGGACAUGGAGGAUUCAGACCCCCCGGAGAGAAGGUCUCAGGAGUCUUUAGACCUGAUUCAUUCUCCGUCUCAGGAUGCUUCCCACCUCCUGCCGCCUCCCUGCUCCUCUCCCCUCCGCUCAUCCCCUGUGAAGGAACACCCCCGAACAGAGAGUUCUCUGACAGAGAAGAUGGAUGCUCAUCUACUGAAAAAGAUGGCCUUCAGAAAGUCUCUGUCUCCCGGCAGGUUGGUCUCGAGGGGUCUUGGCGUCGGCAAGCUGGUGCUGCGGACCGGUCCCCCUCGACUGGGGGACACGUCCACGCCCGGCACAGAGAUGCUGCUGAAUGGAAGCUAAAGGGACACAAAGUCAGACAGUGGGACACGUACUAUGUUUGGCGCUGAGCUGCCAGCACACAAACAGAUCCUGUUGGAUGGCAGUUCCAUUGAAUUCCAGCCUUCAUAUAUGUAAAUCAUAUGCCUAAAUAAAACCUGACAGAUACAGCUGGGCAGUGUGUGACAGGCCCGCGAGGCUCCAGAAAAAAAUCCACUGUCCUGUCUGCUAAGUGGUCAUUUUUACUAGUGUAUUUACCACAGAGAAUUUAGUGAAAUCACUGUUAACGCUUUGUAAGGUCCACGAUCAGAGGUUUACACAUUAUCCAGUUUGUUGUGGACAUGUGGACGUUUCUUAAGACCACUUUUUCAUUUUACUUUAGGAUUUCUUUGCUAAAACACUGGUUUAUAAUCAAACCCCUGAUAAUUAUCCAAGCAAAAUAUUAUCCAAACCUGGCAUUAUUCAUCCCUUUUUGUGGCCUCAUGGACAUGUAACACAUUUUUCUCCGUGUCUCAUAACAUGUUAAUGAAUUUGUGUAGGACGCUGGUUUAGUUUGAAGGCUCUGUUGUGUUGCUGCGUAACAUUUACAUAAGUAUUUCCUGAAAAAGAGAGAUAAGCGCAAUAACACUGAGAACAAAAACUGGACAGGCCGCUCAAACGCUCCUAUAAAAUAGAACGAAAAUUUGCCCACAACAGAAGUUUCCAGUGUGGCGACAGUGAAACGAGCCUCUGUCUUUUGUGAGUCAUAUGAUCUUAUAAAUGUUGACCUUCCGAAUUCCCUCGACUGUCACGAGAUCACAGAGCACAACGACACAGUCAUAAAGAGAAUUUGUUAAUGAUCCUUGAUCGGUGAAAGUCACGAGGGAGCAACAAAGUAAAGAUAUUGUUUUUAGUUUUUUAUACCCCUUAUUUAUUAUUAACCCUCAACAUAUUCCCUUAGUUCGCUCUUGUUUUGCGUCACUAAAGAACACAAAGCAAUUCUUGUUUUGAUGUAGCUGCAUUUUGUCUAAUUUAGUCGAUUUCUCUGCACGCCACAUUAACUCACAGUCAAUCUCUCUCUCUCGCACACAUAUAAUACAUGUGUGCUCACUCCUUCAUGCACACAAAUACAUGCAAUACAGUGGCCUUCCUGUCCCUGGUGUUGUAUAAAACUCAACAUUGGGCUCUUCAUAUUCUCCUGUCAGAGGCGUGAUCUCAGAAACUGACCACUGGACGUCACAUUUCUAUUUGCCCGAAGCGAUUUAGGUCCCAUAACAUUUACACACUUCAAAUAUUCAGAGGAGGGUGUAAUAUUUUUCAAACCGAACGCAAAGUGAGGGACGCCAUUUCAUUUAGCGCUUCUUCUUGGGGUUAAAGCUUUUGUUUUGUUUUGUUUGAGGCGUUGCUAACUUCUGUGAAGUUGUCCGAUCUUUGUUACUGUCGUUCGUCAAGUUUCUCAUUUGAUGUGCACCUUAAACCACCAAAGUCUAGUUCACAGUAACGUUGUGUGAUUUCCAUACAGACCAGCCUUGCCUCGCUCCCCUUUUUUUUAUAAAUAUGAGGCGUCUUGUUGCAUUAGCCCAUCUUAUAUAUUUAUAUACUGGAUUCACGGGACUGGAGACUCCACUGACUUUGUUUCCACCUCUUCUAAAUCUUAUGAGAUUUGUCUAGAAACAAAUCUCUGUAUCUUUCACGAUCCCUCUUCGAUUUUCCUCUGACCUCAGCUUCCGUACCGUCUCAAAAUGUUCAUCAUGAGAAGCCAAGCCCUUCAAGUUAAGAUCUUAAAUCCAGUUUUAGAGGAUGGCAGAAUGGCUGUACAUCUGAGGAAAGGUUUUGGGACCUAUGGUGGAAGGCUUCUGUCUUAGCUCCCGCCCGACUGCUGAGACAAGCGGGUGAAGAAAGGGAAUAACGGGACUGAACGAUCCAGUCUGACUUGAUGUGAUGAGGCUUUUUUUGUCCUGUUCAUUUCUGACCACACAAAGGCGAGAGCUGCCGCGGGGAUUCAGCCGCUCCAAUCCACAAAGAUAAACCUCAGCUAAACUGUCGCUCUGCAUCUGUUUACAAUUUCCCCUUUGAGGUCAUGUAAGUGCCAUGUUAUGUACAGUAAAGUACAGUACAAUCAAUCCCUGCAAUCUCUCCUGUUGCUUUUCAUAUUGCCCGGCUGCGGCGAGGAGGUGUGGGGGGGGGGGGGUGCUGAGUCGAGCUGAAGAAUGAUUGACACUCCUCUCGCAGUUCCGAUUUGUCUCCAUUAGAGGAGGCCACAUCCUCGUCUGUGCGAGUCGCUCAGGGAAGACUUCAGUUGGUCAGAUGGUAGUUUGGCUUUUGGUCUCUUAUAGUCAUCACUUUAAAUAUUCAGUGGUGGUGUUUAGCGGCGGAUCAUUUUGCCCCCCCCGAGGCAUAAAUGAGUCAAAGUGUUACCGCUGAUAAUAUUGUUUGCCAGUGUUUGCUUUUGCCUCUUAGUAUCAAUAUUGGCUUGGCUAUACUUGCUCUCAUGGGAAAGGGCCGGGCACUGCUGUACGUAAAGAGAACAGUAUUGUGAGUACUGGUGAUACUCAGUGUUUCCUGCUGUAGUGGCUAAAACUGCAUUGCACUGAUCUCCACCUCAUCACUGCCAACAGGUGCACUCUGCCCCCCCCACUUUCCUGCAUCCAGCCUCAUGCAUGCGAUAUAGUCCCUCUUGUGAUGGCGGAUGAGUACUGAUGAUUCUGUAGUUGUGAUACAACACACCCAGCGCUGUAAGAAUUCUGCACAUGCCCACUGUGUGGCCACGUCAAGUGCUGAAGUUUGCUUGCGGCAUUUUACUCGUUGAAACUGAAGUAUUGUUUAAUAGAGAUUAUAUUGUUAUUACUAUGAUUAUUGCACCACAUUUGGUUGUUGUUGUGGUAAUUUUUUUCUUUCCUUUAUUUGUAUAUUCAAAGUCUUUGCUUAUUUGUUUUGGAUAUUGAGAAUUUGCUAAAAAGAAAAAAACGAUGACAUUUUGUAUUAGACGAGAAGGUGUCUCAUCAAUCUAUAUUAUAUGGAGAAAAAGUAAAAAAGCUUGUUUGUUGAUCGUGAAACUUAUGAUGAACUGAUGUUUUCUGACUAUUCAUGUCUGUAUUAGACAUUUUAUUUGCGAAUCUAUUGUUCGAUUGACCUGUAUAUGAACUAUUAAGAGAUGGUACACAUCUGUCAUUGUAUACAGUCUGGCACCAUCAUUAGAUGGACUUAAAUAGUAUAGACGAUCAUUUAUACAACCUGUGAUAAUCAUCUAUAUUUAAAUGUUUAAGUCAUUGGGGCAGCUGUGUAAUGUUUCAGAAUGAGGAGAAUAAAGAUCCUUAAAGAGACAGCAUAUCUAAAAUGUCCCCACAAUGAAUAAUACUGUUAUGUAUUCCAUUUAUUUCCAUGGAAAUAUCACAUUGUGAAAGGUUUCCCUUUUACUUAACUGUUCGGUAACGCAGGACUGGAGUAGGUCGAACCUAUGGUGGUGAAGAUUUUCUGUACAUGUUAUUGACGCUUGAUGAAAGUGUUUGAGUAUCGUUUGACUGACUGAUUCUUCUGUGCGUUUUCUGGCUCGUUCACUUGUAUGACACUGACGUAUACAGACAGCUUGGCCGAGCAGCGCUCUGCUUCUCUGUUGCACUGAGAGAUUGGAUUUACAAAAAGCAGGAUUUUUGGCACAGGGAAAUUUGCAUGCUACAAUAAACCAAGAACAAAUAA